AUGAGUAGUAUUGGUAGUAGAUUAACAAGGACCGCAAGAGCAAAAAAUGUUCUAAACUACAAGGAAAAAGAGGAAUAUGAUUUAAAACCAGAUAUUAUUCCUUCUGAUGAUGAUGAUGAUGAGAGAUCUGGUACAACAUUACUUGGGGACUCUGUAGCUCCUAUUUGGUUACAUGACGAUGUCAAAGAAGGUUCUGACAUUGAAUUGGAUUCUGAAAAUGGUGAAGAAAAUGAUGAUGAUGAACAGAUCAAUACUUUGAUUGAUGGUAACCAUGAAGGAGAUGAUAAAGAGGUCGAAUCCUUGGAAGAUCUUGAUGAAGAGGAUUCUCGUUUAGUUAGAGACAAAUUGAAGAAAUUGGAUGAGUUUGUCAAUCAAAGUAAAGUUUACUCUGGUAUUAUUGCAGAUACUUUAUUAAAGAGAAGUACUGAACUUAUUGAGGAAAAAGAAGAAGAAAAAGAAGAAAUGGUAAAGAAAAUCGGGAAGAAAGAGGAAGUAAGUGACAUGCCAGUUGCUAAGAAACAAAAACCAAAUAAGAAAAAAAGAUCUAUCUUGGAUUUUUUCAGGUCUGUUAAGAAAACAGAUGAUCAGCUAGAGGCUAAAGAAGAAACUGAAGAAAAGCUCAAUUUAAAUGGUUCAGACGCUUCUGUCAAUGCAGAAAUAAAAGAGGAACAACCUUCGUUAUUAGAAAAUUGCGUAUUGAAACCUUAUCAAAUGGAAGGUUUGAAUUGGCUGGUCACUUUAUAUGAAAAUGGUCUGAAUGGGAUCCUAGCUGAUGAAAUGGGUCUAGGUAAGACGCUUCAAAGUAUUGCUUUAUUGGCAUUUGUCUAUGAAAUGGACACAAAAGGUCCAUUCUUAAUUGCUGCUCCUCUGAGUACAGUUGAUAACUGGAUGAAUGAAUUUGAGAAAUUUGCCCCAUCUUUACCAGUUUUAAAAUAUUACCAUCAAGGUGGAUUUCAAGAACGUUCUAAGUUAUUACAUAAUUUUUUUAAAAAGACAAAGGGAACCGGUAUUGUGGUAACAUCUUAUGAAGUAAUUAUGAGGGACGCUGACUAUAUAAUGUCACAAGAAUGGAAAUUUUUAAUAGUAGAUGAAGGUCAUCGUUUGAAGAAUAUUAAUUCAAAACUUAUUAGAGAAUUGAAAAGAAUAAAUACGAACAAUAGAUUACUAUUAACUGGUACACCAUUGCAAAAUAAUUUGGCAGAGCUUUGGUCGUUAUUGAAUUUUAUUAUGCCCGAUAUAUUUUCAGAUUUUGAAAUGUUUAAUAAGUGGUUCGAUUUUAAAAACUUGGAUUUACAAAGUAAUUCUCAGAGUCUAAACAAAGUCAUUAAUGAUGAAUUGGAAAAGAAUCUGAUUACAAAUUUGCAUACAAUCUUAAAACCAUUUCUGUUAAGAAGAUUAAAGAAGAACGUACUGAUGGGUAUCUUACCACCGAAAAGAGAAUAUAUUGUCAACUGUCCAAUGACGCAAAUUCAAAAGAAAUUUUAUACAAAGGCAUUGAAUAGUAAAUUAAAAUUGACUGUUUUUAAAGAACUUGUCAAAGAAUUUUUUACGAUUAACCAGGACUAUAUUGGUCGUGUAUCGAAUAAAUCCAUCAGAGAAUAUAUUGACUACAAAUUGAACACCGAGAAUGGUAAUAAGAUAGAAGAUAAUGAAUAUCCUAAUGAUAUUAUUAGAGGUAUGGACAAACUUUAUAAAGAACACCUGCAUAGUGAGCUGAUAAAUAAAAGAUUACAAAACAUGAUGAUGCAAUUGAGACAAAUUGUAGAUUCUACUUAUCUCUUCUACUUUCCAUAUUUGCAUCCGGAGGAUUUAACAUUGGAUGAUCUUUUGAAAACAUCUGGUAAAUUGCAGACUCUUCAAAAAUUGGUAAUACCUUUAAUUAAAAGAGGGCAUAAGAUACUGAUAUUUUCUCAAUUAGUCAAGAUGCUAGACCUGUUGGAGGAUUGGUGUGAUUUGAAUUCUUUAAAAUGUCUCAGGAUUGAUGGUUCUGUUGAUAACGAAACUAGAAAACAAGGUAUUAAACAAUUUAACACUGAAGGUGAUGACCACCAGGUUUAUUUGUUAUCCACCAGGGCAGCCGGUCUAGGUAUUAACCUUACUGCCGCAGAUACCGUUGUUUUGUUUGAUAGUGAUUGGAAUCCACAAGUUGAUCUGCAAGCAAUGGACCGUUGUCAUAGAAUAGGGCAGGAUAAACCAGUCAUUAUAUAUCGAUUUUGUUGUGAUAAUACCAUUGAACAUGUAAUUCUUACAAGAGCAUCCAACAAAAGAAAAUUAGAAAGAAUGGUUAUUCAAAUGGGUCGUUUCAAUACAUUAAAGAAAUUGGCAUUUAAUGAGGGUUCAUUCUUGAAUCAACAUACAGGUGCAAAUAGAUCUACGAAUAAAGAGCUUGUCAAAGAACUAUCGCUCUUAUUGAUGUCUGGAGAAUCGAGUAUUGGUUUUACAAAAAACAGUAAGGAUGACGGCCAAAUAUUAAGUGCAGAAGAAAUCAAAGAACUAACUGACAGGUCUGAUUCGGCCUAUAAAGAGAACAGGGUUGUUGAUUUACCACAUGCUAGGCUUUUUGAAACGGUUUCUGGGUUUUAA
Molecule: messenger RNA, 2583 nt
Organism: Maudiozyma barnettii
Lineage: Eukaryota; Fungi; Ascomycota; Saccharomycetes; Saccharomycetales; Saccharomycetaceae
Gene: IRC5
Product: putative ATPase
Exons: 1
Coding region: 1-2583 (860 amino acids)
Cellular component (GO): nucleus
Molecular function (GO): ATP binding; ATP-dependent chromatin remodeler activity; DNA binding
Source: RefSeq, a predicted model, not a curated record